AUGAGCGGCGGCGGCGGAGGUGCUCCGAGUCCCCCCGCAUCGUCAUCGUCAUCGGCCGCCAGGAGGCCCAAGUGUGCGCGGUGCCGCAACCACGGCGUCAUCUCGUGGCUCAAGGGCCACAAGCGACAGUGCCGGUUCAAGGAGUGCGCGUGCGCAAAGUGCAACCUCAUCGCCGAGAGGCAGCGCAUCAUGGCCGCACAGGUGGCGCUGAAGCGACAGCAGGCCGCCGAAGACGCCAUCGCCAUGGGCCUGCGGGCGGUGGCCACUGGCCGCUCUCUACCUUUCCUGCCCCCGGGUCCCAUCUUCGGGCUCCCCCUGGCCGCCAAGGCCAUGGCGCAAGCCAGGGGUUCCGGAGCCCGAGCCAAAGAAGCGGCGGCCAAGAGGGCAGCCCGCGAGGCCGCCAGGGCUAUGCAGCAGCAACAGCAGCAACAGAGGCAACAGCGGCAGCAGGAGCAGCUGCAUCAGGAGCAGCAGCAGAGGAGGGACGACGAGGAAGACCGUUCUUCUUCGCCGUUGUCCCCGGGACAGCCGCCGGCGCGACCACUGUCUCAACCGGCGUCCGUGGCUCCGGCGUCGACGCAACCGUCGCUGCAGUCGAGGGCGGAGGAGAUACCUUCAGCGGAUUCGGGCAGCCCGCUGUCCCCUGCUCCGCCGCUUUCCCGCAUCGCCUUGCCCCCAUCGGAGCGACCGCCGGCCGGAUUUCUCCAGGACGUGCUGCGCGGAUAUGAAGGUGGCGCCGCAAGCGGCGUCGGCGCGAGUGACUGGGUGCGCGCCUUCGAACGCCUGCACCACUCUUCUCCCGGCGCACGGUCGGCGUUCCGCGCGCCGGUUGCCGCCGCGGCUGCCGCAGCUGCCGCCGCCGCCGCCCAGUUCUGGAGGCCUCCGCCGGGCUGCCUGCUGACGCCGGCCUGCCCGCUGUUCCUACCGGCCUGCCCGCCGGGGUGUCCGCAGUGCGCGCCGCUCUUAAGCCAGGCGUGGGCGCUGGGCGCCGAAGCCGGCAUCAAGCACGAAUGA
This is a messenger RNA of Dermacentor silvarum, 1014 nucleotides long. RefSeq names its product doublesex- and mab-3-related transcription factor A1. Gene Ontology annotation, biological process: sex differentiation; regulation of transcription by RNA polymerase II. The transcript has 3 exons. NCBI's taxonomy places the organism in Eukaryota, Metazoa, Arthropoda, Arachnida, Ixodida, Ixodidae. Gene Ontology annotation, cellular component: nucleus. Bases 1 to 1014 code for a protein of 337 amino acids. The record is from RefSeq and is a predicted model, not a curated record. Gene Ontology annotation, molecular function: RNA polymerase II cis-regulatory region sequence-specific DNA binding; DNA-binding transcription factor activity, RNA polymerase II-specific.